This is a messenger RNA of Diospyros lotus (date-plum), 1787 nucleotides long. RefSeq lists its product as uncharacterized. The transcript has 6 exons. Gene Ontology annotation, molecular function: zinc ion binding; nucleic acid binding. The record is from RefSeq and is a predicted model, not a curated record. NCBI's taxonomy places the organism in Eukaryota, Viridiplantae, Streptophyta, Magnoliopsida, Ericales, Ebenaceae. The coding region runs from base 148 to 1548 and encodes 466 amino acids.
CGAGAGGGGAACACAGGAAGCAGAAUCCGGAGAAGGGUUAAAACUAGCCCAGCCGUUCGUCAUUGUUUCGGCUUCUUUCGGCUCCAGCCUUUGCUCGCCGCUCUCUGUCGUCCCUCCCAGGGUUGAUAUCUAAUUGGUGUCACUUAAAUGGCAAAUUCACCAGAUGCAGAUGCUGACGAUGAUUUCAGUGAAAUUUACAAGGAAUAUACUGGCCCUUUGGGUUCUAAUGCUGCAAAUGUUCAAGACAAAGCAAAAACCAACAAAAGGUCCCAUGCAAGUUCAGAAGAUGAAGAGGAACCUUAUGACCCUAAUGCUGUCCCUACCGAUUUUACAAGCAGAGAAGCUAAGGUCUGGGAGGCUAAAUCUAAAGCUACAGAGAGGAACUGGAAAAAGAGAAAAGAAGAAGAAAUGGUUUGUAAAAUAUGUGGAGAGUCAGGUCAUUUUACUCAGGGAUGCCCAUCAACUCUUGGAGCGAAUCGUAAGUCUCAGGAUUUCUUUGAAAGAGUUCCUGCCAGGGAGAAACAUGUAAAAGCACUUUUCACGGAGAAAGUGAUUCAAAAGAUUGAAAAGGAUAUUGGCUGCAAAAUCAAAGUAGAGGAGAAAUUCAUCAUUGUCAGUGGUAAGGAUAGGUUGAUUCUGAAAAAAGGUGUGGAUGCGGUGCACAAAAUUAAAGAAGAGGGUGAAAAAAAAGGUUCCUCUAGUUCUCGCAUGAGCAGGUCUAGGUCUCCUGAGCGGAGGAGCCCUGUUAGCUCAAGGUUUGGACGAUCUGAUUCCCAGAGGUCUAUUCCCAGCCCACGCAAUCAAUCCUACAUACAACCAAGGUUUUCCAGACAGGAUAAGUUUGUGGAAGAUCGUGUUCGUGAGGAUCUACAGAAGCCAGGAAGGGGUUCCCCACAAGCUUAUGGUAAUGAUGGAGCCAGAGGUCGUUCAAGCCAUUCAAAAUCUCCAGCACGCCUUCCUUAUGUGAGCAACUCAUAUAGUUCAUAUGAUUGUCAUAGUCAAAGCAUGGGGGCUUACAGAACUGAUGGAUGGGAUUCUGAAAGGCGAGGAUCUGACAUGCAAUCUGGCCGUAAUUUUGAUCAUUCUUCUGUCCCGCUAACGUUAGAGGAAUUAGAGUUGGAAUAUAAGAGGGAGGUUAUGGAACUUGGAAGAAUACGUGACAAAGAAGAAGAUGAAGAGAACUACAAGCAUCGCGAGGCUUUGAGAGAGAUGAGGGAGAGUUACAUGAAGCAAUUGGCUGUCCUUAGGGGAACACAUGCGAAGCAGUGGGAGGAGUUUCUUCAACUUGAUGCCCAGAGGAGGCAGCAACGGGCUCACCAACAAAUCUCCACACCAGGAUUUGGUGGUUAUAAGCAAACCAGUUAUCCUGAGUAUGAUAACUCUGUGGGCAAUCCUCACUAUGUUGGUGGAGCUGGUAUACCAGUGGAUUCAAGGGGAAGGUACCCAAACCCUAUGGAUAACUAUACUUCUUCAAGGCCUCAUGACACUUACAGUGACUUCCAGCGCCAGAGGCAUGAGGAUUAUGCAAAGGCAUAUAAUCGAUACUGAAUUGGUAUAUUGGAGUUAAGUAUGGCUCAAGUUGUUCGGGUAGAAGUAAUGCACAUGGGCGCCUCAAAUUUAGGUAAGUACGCCAACGGUGUUUCUGGAAUUAAGAAGGGAGAUUAUCAUAAAUCUUAUUCUAGAGUGUAGCCUUUUAUUUUUAAACUUGUGGCUCUGUACUUUUGAAGCACCUUCAUUGUAAACGAAAAAAAAAAAAAAUGAAGACUCAGUUUUGUCUUCUUUGCGAA